Achroia grisella is the source of this 2506-nucleotide messenger RNA. RefSeq names its product stromal interaction molecule homolog (gene Stim). Gene Ontology annotation, cellular component: endoplasmic reticulum; plasma membrane. The transcript has 16 exons. NCBI's taxonomy places the organism in Eukaryota, Metazoa, Arthropoda, Insecta, Lepidoptera, Pyralidae. The record is from RefSeq and is a predicted model, not a curated record. Gene Ontology annotation, biological process: store-operated calcium entry; activation of store-operated calcium channel activity; intracellular calcium ion homeostasis. Gene Ontology annotation, molecular function: protein binding; calcium ion binding; calcium channel regulator activity. The coding region runs from base 225 to 2366 and encodes 713 amino acids.
GCACAUGAAAAAUAAACGUCAAACUUUUUCGACCUCGUACCUCGCUAGAUUUUUCUUUCUGUGAUAAAAAUCGGUAGUGUAAUUUUCUUUGUAGUCUCGUAUGUGGCCUUAAAACGAACAUCCUUUGAUUAGUUUAUUAAUUUAGAAUGUGUAUAGUGUAUCUCGUAGAAAUAGUGUCGUUAGAUCGCGUGUUCAUAGUGCGUUAAUGUCAUUAAGAGAUCACGAUGCGUAUCGGUGUUGUUUUUUAUUGGUGCGUGUUAGCUCUUCACCUUUGUAAAGCGGAUGAUGUGGAGAGGACAGAGUCUAGAGAAGGUGGAAGAAGACAACAAUACGGUCCUGUUGCAAGGAGCAACUCAUUCGCGAGCGACUCCACAGUGACAAUUGCGAAUGAGCAAAUGGUGAAAUCAACUCUACACGGGCACAACAAAAUACUGCUCGAGGCGUGUCACAACGACGCAUCAUGCCUCCAGGACCGCGCCGGGCUGGAAGCCAUCACACAACUACACAGACAGCUCGACGACGACGCCAACGGGAACGUGGAUCUCAGCGAGAGCGAUGAUUUCCUCCGCGAGGAGUUGCAGUACGAUAGCGGGUAUGAGAAGAGACAGCGCGCCUUCCAUCACAACGACGAUAUGCACAUCUCCGUUAAAGAACUUUGGGAAGCGUGGUUGCGCUCUGAGGUCCACAACUGGACAGUGGAGCAAACAGUCGAUUGGCUGUCGCAGUCAGUGGACCUACCUCAAUACAAAACACUCUUCCUGCAACACAAAGUUACCGGAGCAACCCUACCCAGACUGGCUGUAAACAACAUGCACUAUUUGAGCAACGUAUUGGGCAUCAAAGAUCCGAUACACAAACAGAAGCUAGCUUUAAAAGCAAUGGAUGUUGUGCUGUUCGGUCCACCUAAAGAAGGCAGUCGAUGGAAAGACUGGUUACUCGCAUCGUUACUAUUGGGAGCGGUCGUCGGCGUGUGGGCGGCGUUGCGUGCCGGCCGCGCCAGCCGCACGCAAGUGCAACGGAUGCUCCGUGACAUGGAGCAGUUGAGGAAGGCUGAGAUGGCCUUGGAUAAUAUGCAGAAGGAGCUGGAGAUAGCACGCUUGGAACAGGAAAGCGCUGCUACAGAGAAGAAAAAUUUAGAGAAGAAAUUAAGAGAAGCUGGCGAUACGCCGCUUUUGAAUUCGGCGUCUUCGGACCUUGAAGUAACACAAUUAAAAGCUGAAAUUGAGAUGUUACGGGCGGAGUUACAGCGCGCCGAAGGCGAACUAUCAGAUAGGUGCUGGACACCACCACCUGGGUUGCAGCAGUGGUUGCAGCUCACACACGAAGUAGAAAACCGUGCGUACCUCCGCAAGAAACAACAAGCUGAUUUGCAGCUGCAACAAGCUAGAGAAGCUUGUGAAAAGUUACGCAAGAAACGUACAAGCCUGGUGGGUGCGUUUGUGUCAACGCAUGGCAAGUCGAUAGACGAUGUCGACCGAUCCAUCGUGGAAGCGCGCACCGCACUCAACGAGGUCACCCAAGAGUUACAGGAACGUAUGCACAGAUGGAAACAAAUCGAACGUAUGUGCGGCUUCAACAUAAUCAACAAUAACGGCCUACAGUUCCUUGAAACAACUCUAUACAGAAACAUGAACGGACGCGCCCCCGGUAGAGUGCGUAUGAGCAGUUCACAAGAUGACCUGAGUCUCGGCGACGACGCAUCUCUAUGCGGCUCAGUCGCAGACAACUUCGGUUGGAGGGAAGAUUCAUCGGGCAGUGAGGAGCCUGAAACUCCACAUUACCCAUUGGAUCUAAGACUUGCCGAAGCAAGAUUGCAGUUAGAAGAGCGGCUCGCACAAGAGGCGCGAGAGAGACGACUAGAGGAGAGGCGAGACGACAAGAAGAUGUCCACGGAGGAGUUGCGAGUGAAGAGUUCGUUCAAUGAUGUGAGAAAAAGUCCAGUAGACGACAGACGGAAGGACCAGGUGCAGUUCGUGCUCGGCGGUGACAAUGUGAACUGGACGGGCGAGGAGGUGUCGCGGGGGCUGCAGUCGCAGUCUCAGCCGCAGCUGCGGGCGUCGGUGCGGGGCGCGGGCCCGCUGCCGCCGCCGCGCCGGCCGCUGUCGUCGGGCGCCAUCGUGCGCUCGCGCAGCUCCGACGUGGUGGCGCUCGCAGACGACCCGCGCCCUCCGCCGCGACACCCCUUCACUAAACAGAAGACGCUCGCAGAAGGUCAAAUCCAUUCUGACGCUGCAACACCGACAAGUAACACACCGCCAGAGGAGGAAUCCACUGAUUCUUCGCUUAUGGAAGACGAGAACGUACCAAAAGCUAGAAAGCGACGCAUCCAUCUCCCAUUCGGCAAAAAAGCUAAAACGCCCGCGUGACAUCCCUGCCGAAUGGAGCUGCGAUCGCCUCGCUCCCAGCCACAAUAAGUUGCGAUUUUUAUGGAGUACAUGAAGAAAAUACACAUAGAUAUAUCGAUUAUAAUAGUCAUGACUUAGCGUUUUAGAUCGAUAUUAAUUUA